Molecule: messenger RNA, 1305 nt
Organism: Triticum urartu
Lineage: Eukaryota; Viridiplantae; Streptophyta; Magnoliopsida; Poales; Poaceae
Source: RefSeq, a predicted model, not a curated record
AAGGUCAGCACGAAGCAACCCCUCCUCAAAUGGCAACUCCCCCGAUCCCGAAGACGACGCUCCGAGUCGGCUCCCACUGAUCGCUUCUAGAAGCUUCCACAAAGCUCCGGCCCGCCGCCAUGGCCGCGCCCUUCUUCUCCACCCCCUUCCAGCCCUACGUCUACCAGAGCCAACAGGGAUCUGUGACGGCGUUUCAGAUAUCCGGUGGGGAUGUGCAGGUCCUGCAGGUGAUGGUGAAGUCGCAGGACAAGUUGACUGCGAAACCAGGUACAAUGUGUUACAUGUCCGGGAACAUUCAGAUGGACAACAAUUACUUGCCUGAAAACGAUGGAGGCGUGUGGCAGUGGAUAUUUGGAAAAAGCAUAACCAGCACUGUUUUCUUCAAUCCUGGCCCUGAUGAUGGAUAUGUGGGGAUUUCUGCGCCAUUUCCUGGGAGGAUACUGCCUAUAGAUCUAGCAAACUUUGGUGGAGAACUACUUUGCCAGGCAGAUUCUUUCCUCUGCUCGGUCAAUGAUGUGUCAGUCACAAGUAGUACAGUUGAUCAGCGGCCGCGCAACAUUGAAAUUGGUGCAGAGAUGAUCCUCAAACAGAAGCUUAGGGGUCAAGGGAUGGCCUUCCUUGUUGGCGGUGGAUCAGUAAUGCAGAAAAUUCUUGCUCCCCGGGAGGUGAUUACUGUUGAUUGUGCUUGUAUUGUGGCUAUGACAACCACCAUUAACUUUCAGUUACAGAACCCUACCCCACAUAGAAGAGCAGUCCUUGUAUUCGGGGGUGUCAACCAGCUAAAAGCAUCUCUCACAGGACCUGGCGUCGUUUUCAUUCAGAGCCUUCCCUUCAAUCGGCUCUCGCAGCGCAUCGCAAGUAGAUCGGUGGGGGCCCCAAGCUUGAGAGACAACCCCAGGUUCUUCAUCCAGAUCGUCAUGUUCUUCUUCCUGGCCUAUGUCAUGAUUGUGUCGUCAAUAAUUCUGACGGAUGUUUAGGCGAUGAUGCGACGAGCAUAUUGGUGUAAUCCUUUUAGGAUGUUGCCUGGAAGUUGGAAGAGUCAAAGUUGUUGCACCUUACAGACCCCCCCCCCCCCCCUGUAGAUGUCGUGUCGCGGGCGUGAGUAAGCCUGGGAAGAAAUCGCACAGCUGUUGUUAGAAAACAUAGUGGAAAGUUUGUCAGAUUUCUUUUGUAUUAUGGUUUGCGACGAGCAGCCCUUGUUCGUGUGUAGACAGCAAGCUCAAGUUGCACAGCAUAGGUUGAAUAUUACCAUUGACAUUGACUUAGAUCCCAUUGAGCAGUUCGGUCCAUAAAGUUGUUGGUGUA